ACACACUCUCUCUCUCUCUCUCUCUCUCUCUCUCUCACAGACACACUCUCUCUCUCUCUCUCUCUCUGUGACGGCGCGCACGCGUGGGUUCUGUGUUAAAGCUCCAGCGGUUGCGCCGUGCUCGUGUCCGUGUCCGUGCACGCGCGUGGGAGAACUCACGCUGGGUUUUCCCCUCCGUUUUGCGCGAGGACAGAACGGUGCGGCGAUGGAAGCGGUAAUAACCAGCGCAUACCAUCACAGUGUUAAUUAAGGAGGAGCGAAAGAAGGAGAAGAAGGAGAAGGAGAAGAGGGCAUGAAGACGCGCAGAGCGGAGGACAGAACAUAGAGUGAGUGGAUCAGCGCGCGCUCACAGAACCUUUAGAGUGAGCGGGGAGGUGAACCGAACCGAACCGAACCGAACAUAAAUAUAGUGUGAGAUUAGAGAAGUGCUUUAUUCCGAGUCGUUACUGCGCGGAUGAAGAGGAACAUCAUGAGGUUCUGCUCAGGUUCUGGAUGCUGGAUCUCUGUCCUGUCUGCGCUCCUCGCGCUGCUCCUCAUCCCGCUGCACGCGCAGGCAAACUCUGUGUUGGGAAACGUGACAGAGUCAGCAAGCCUUUCAAACUCCAGCUCUGUGCCAGCAGAAAGUGAUGAGGUGAAGCUGGACGAUAAAGUGUCCAAACCAGUCAGCAACAUGUUCCUCAUCCUCCGUUCUGGACGCAAACCCAGAGAUGGAGGGGAGCUUGGAAGUGGACUUCAGGAAGAUGACCAUCAUCUGACUUCCACUCCGUUUGCUAAAGAGAUCACAACCGAGGGCUUAAAAAUCAGCCUUGAUUCUGCGGAGACUGACCAUCUCCUGCUCGAAGUGACAAAAAAGGAAAUUCUUCCAGUUGCGUCCACUAAGAGCCCCUGGCAUGGCACUGAGGAGAAAAUGGAGUCUACGGUGUUUGAUUUGGAUGUGAAUCAAGACUCAUACCUGGACCGACAGGAACCUCCAAUUACCCUGAUCCCAUUCCCUUCCCAUUCCCCGUCCCAUACAGAAUCCUUCACAGUGGAUUUCUUUGACACCAGAUCCCAUGGUAAUGAGCUUGUCCCACCAUCUCCGACUGCCCAUGAGCUUCAGGGUCGUGAACCAACUGCUUGGGCAAUGCCCAAAAAUAACGACUACCUCACUCCAUACGACCAAAAUGUCUCUCCUGCCUCGGAAGAAGAAAAUAUCACCAAACGUGAUGAGCAUGAUGAUGAUCUGACCACCAUGUCUCCACCACCUCCACACAGGAACUUCCACCCUCACUUCCCAAAUCCUUUAAUCCCUGCUCGGGAAAAAGAACCACCCACUAACCAUAAUAAAUUGGGCAAAAGCAGCAGUGCCAAAUGUCAGAUGCUCGUUAAUGGGACCUGCAAGUCUCAGUGUGAUAUGAUGCCAAAUUAUUGUUUCAACGGGGGACAGUGCUUCGUGCUGGAAGGAACUGGAGUCUUCUGCAGGUGUAACAUUCAGGACUACGUGUGGCACAAAGGCGCUCGCUGUGAGUCCGUCAUCACCGAGUUCCAGGUCAUGUGCAUCGCCAUCGGUGCCUCGGCGCUCACCGUGCUGCUGCUCUUCAUGAUUGUUGUCUGCUUCGCCAAGAAACUGCAUGUGCUCAAGACCGAGAACAACAAACUGCGCAAGCGCAGCAGCAGUAAGUACCGCCCGUCGUCGGAGCAGCACAAUGAUAAUUUCUCCCUGUCCACCAUCGCUGAGGGCUCCAACCCAAACGUAAGGAAACUGUGCGACUCUCCUCCUCAUGCUCGUGCUUUGGCUUACUAUGAUAACAUUAUCUGUCAGAAAACGAUGAGCAGAUACACCUGGGAGUGUAAGACCAAAGAGGAGCCGAGCUGUGAGGACGAUCCAAACUCCCAGAAUAAGCUGGAGGACGCGGUGAAGUCUCCUCCACCCAAAGAGGACGAGUCUCUGAAUAUCCAGAACUCACUCACUCCAAAACAUGAGAAUCACAAGGUUCUGGGUGAGGAGAACUCCUCAGAGGUAAACUCGCUGCAGAACAACAUGAUGUAGAGGGGAAAUAAAACAACAAACCACACAGAUUCACCUCCACCUUCGCAACCACAAAGUCUAUAAUCCCGCCCCUUCAUUCUUACACCCAGUGAGAGUCCAGCUCUUCGUCCCACCCCCUUUUCUCAGAAUGUUUGCCCACUUUUGCCUCACCCUUCACACACACACACACACACACACACUAGUGAUAGGCAGUAUGAUUCAAUGUUUUUGAACUGCCUUUUUAAAACUUCCAUUAAAUUGGAUGUUUAAUUGCUGAUAAUGCAGUUAAAUUUACUUUUUAAAUGACCUUUUACCAACAGUGGUUGUAGCAGAAUAAAUCAGUUAUAUGAGUGUGUUGAAAAGUGUGUGUGUGUGUGUGUGUGUGUGUGUGUGUGUGUGUGUGUGUGUGUGUGUGUGUUGAGCAAUGAUCCUAUAUGUUAUUCAGAACAAAAUAAAAAAUAAAAAAGAGACAGCUUCAUCAUUCAUACACACAUUUAAUCUAGAAUAAGGAUCAUAAGAAUCAAGUUGAUUCAUGAACUACCCACGAUUCACUGCCUUUGAUUUGUAAAGAGAAAUUAAGGACUGUGAGUUAAGCUGAGUUAAGCUGUGAGAGAGAAAAAAAAAAACAUUUUUAAGCCAUCUAGAACACGUUUGACAGAAAUACUGAUGAAAGAUAAACACAGGUCAAACAGCAUGUUAGUUCUGUUCUCUGGUGCUGGCGAAUCGAUUCAUCUGAUUCAGUUAAAAGAGUCGUUCUACAAGAAUGAAUCAUUCGCAAAUUGAUGAGGAGAUUUGUUCAUGGCUGUGAAUCGAUUCAACUGAUUCACUCGAUUCACUUUAAAGAGCAGUUCAAAAAGAUCGAACCAUUCCUAAAUCGCCAAUCACUUCUCACACACACACACACACACACACUGAUUUCUGGCAUGCGUUGGUGUAUUUUGUAUAAAAGAAUAAACUAAGAUUAACCCGUGUAUGAGGUUUAAAGUGUAAAGUGUUGUGCUAGAGAGUGUUCACUCAGAGACGACUCGGUGUUCAGUGUCUGACUAAUUCAGUGUGUGUUUAAAUAUCAGAUCUAUAUCAGAUCAGUACUGCUCGGAUUGAUGUAAAGAUCAAAGCGCAGUGUGUGUCUCUGUUUCUUUGAUGUGAUUUCUAAUCCUUUGAUGUACUUGGUUUUUAUUUUGUACUUUUUUGGGAACAGAACAAAAAAAAAAAUCACACACUUGUUGAAAUAAAAUCUUUUUAACAUGAA
This is a messenger RNA of Neoarius graeffei (lesser salmon catfish), 3257 nucleotides long. RefSeq names its product chondroitin sulfate proteoglycan 5a (gene cspg5a). Bases 455 to 2029 code for a protein of 524 amino acids. The transcript has 6 exons. The record is from RefSeq and is a predicted model, not a curated record. NCBI's taxonomy places the organism in Eukaryota, Metazoa, Chordata, Actinopteri, Siluriformes, Ariidae. Gene Ontology annotation, biological process: nervous system development.